CACACACAUACAUGCACACACAGAGCCACACACCCACACCUCUUCUGUGCUCAGGGACGUGGUGUUCAAAGGUCCGCUCCCUCAAGGCCGGUGUGAGCUGUGGCCUGUGUGUGUCGCGGCCGCACUGGAGGGGAACAUGUCUGCCACACGGGGGGGGCUCACUGCAGGGUCUCUGCACUGUCACCCGGGAGACGACCGGAUCGUUACCGAGGACGACCCACAGGGCGGCGGGGGCUCACACACUCCGCAGGCCCAGAGAAACGGCAAGGAGAGGUGCUCAAAGAAAGUCCAUGUCGCCUUUCUGCCCGAACGCUACGAGCCGCUGAUCGAAGAAGACGAAAUCAAGGCCGUAACAAAGCAGGACAGGAAACUGAAAAAGAAAGAAAAGUACAAGAGGUACAGAAAGAAUGUUAGAAAGGCCCUGAGGUUCAGCUGGAAGUGCCUGGUUGUGGGGCUGCAGAGCUUCGCUGCAAGCUACUCAACGCCUGUCUCUGCAGCCACUGUCCUCAUGACCAACCCGAACAGAACCAGAACCUGAUCCACUGUCCUCAUGACCAACCCGAACAGAACCAGAACCUGAUCCACUGUCCUCAUGACCAACCCGAACAGAACCAGAACCUGAUCCACAGUCCUCAUGACCAACCCGAACAGAACCAGAACCUGAUCCACUGUCCUCAUGACCAACCCGAACAGAACCAGAACCUGAUCCACAGUCCUCAUGACCAACCCGAACAGAACCAGAACCUGAUCCACUGUCCUCAUGACCAACCCGAACAGAACCAGAACCUGAUCCAGUGUCCUCAUGACCAACCCGAACAGAACCAGAACCUGAUCCAGUGUCCUCAUGACCAACCCGAACAGAACCAGAACCUGAUCCAGUGUCCUCAUGACCAACCCGAACAGAACCAGAACCUGAUCCAGUGUCCUCAUGACCAACCCGAACAGAACCAGAACCUGAUCCACAGUCCUCAUGACCAACCCGAACAGAACCAGAACCUGAACCAGAAAAACACCUUACUAAAACUCAGGGAUUGCACCUGUGACUGGAACAAGAGCCAACAUACACAGAGAGGCCCAGGACUGAUGUUGGUAACCACUGCUUUAAAUACAUAAUAUCAGUAUGUAUAAUAUCAGUAUGUAUAAUAUCAGUGGCUGAUUACAUAGCUCCAUUACACAGCCCUGUACGGCAUAGAUGGCAAUAAUGUGUAUUUCUUACUCAUGACAUUAAUUGUUAAGUGUUAAUUUAUUUAUUUGAUUCUGUAUGCAAUAUUUGACCAUAUGUUAACAUAGUCUUGCUUUAUCUGAAAAUACAUGUGUUUACAUCCGUAAUGUAUAAAUUGUGAAAUGAAUUAAGCUAUCUGCUCCCCGUGCUCUUCAGCAGAAUGUUCCAUAACUGUAUGUUAUCCUUCCAUUACUGUAUGUUAUCCUUCCUUAAGAUGCAAAACGAAUACUCGUGAUUUGAUGUGUGAUGUGUGUGAAAUGAACAUUGUGUACUGUAGAUACGUGAAGUGAGAAUGUUUACCUG
Messenger RNA from Conger conger (European conger), 1525 nucleotides. It is a transcript of the gene c1h1orf115, whose product is annotated as chromosome 1 C1orf115 homolog. The record is from RefSeq and is a predicted model, not a curated record. The coding region runs from base 137 to 538 and encodes 133 amino acids. The transcript is spliced from 2 exons. Lineage: Eukaryota; Metazoa; Chordata; Actinopteri; Anguilliformes; Congridae.